Messenger RNA from Odontomachus brunneus, 477 nucleotides. RefSeq lists its product as uncharacterized. NCBI's taxonomy places the organism in Eukaryota, Metazoa, Arthropoda, Insecta, Hymenoptera, Formicidae. The record is from RefSeq and is a predicted model, not a curated record. The transcript has 4 exons. The coding region runs from base 1 to 477 and encodes 158 amino acids.
AUGCUACUCGUGUUGCUGUUUAACAGCGGAAGACUUUGUAACGAUCGGAUCCAAGAAAUUGUGAAGGAAAUCCUCAUAAUCAGACUUGAUUUCGGGGAGGAAAUGGAGGAUGUCUGGGGUAUGAUCGGGGUUGUACUCAACCAUACUAGCCCAGGAAAUUCGAAUAAACAUGUGAUUUUCUCGCCUAUAAGAACGGCGGUAGAAGACGUUGAUAACGACGUGGAAAUCAUCCAAAACGAGCAAGUUAACAAAGAAAUGGAGGUAAUCGACAUUUCUGGUGAUAUCGAUGACCCAUCAAUUAUCUGGGAACGCUUUCCCGACUAUGUCAUUGAUAUCAACGACCCAGCGAUUAAUUGGGAACAUUACGAAAUUCCGCUCCAGAUACGAGCAGAGGAAAUUCAUACAGAUCCCAUGAGCGGAAACUCAUACUCAGGUAUCGACCAUUCUCCAAUAUUCUCAGCAGGGAAAGUUUAUUGA